This is a messenger RNA of Adineta steineri, 2102 nucleotides long. The record is from the annotation of a GenBank genome assembly. Lineage: Eukaryota; Metazoa; Rotifera; Eurotatoria; Adinetida; Adinetidae.
AUGUGUUCUUUUUAUUUUAUUCUUCAUUUCGAGUUGCCACUAUGUCAACAUCAUCGUCUAGUAAGGCAAUAUAUUCGUCCAAUAUUAUUCAUUUUAUUGGGUGCAUUGGUAGUAUUUAUUCCAUCUCUAACAAUUCUAUUAACAAAGAAGAGUAAAUGUCCAACUCCACCUGAUCCAUCACCAGAAGCAUGGAAUGCUAGUGAUUAUGAAUCGAAUACUGAUUAUUAUCGAAAAUUAGAAAGUGUACAUAAUCUAACUCCAUUAGAUAAUCUUCGUAUGGAUCGAUUAUCAUCACCUAGAUUUUGUCCUGGUGAUAGUUCAAAAAUAAUUUAUCUAAGAAGACAAUAUCAUAUGCCAGAUAUAAAUGGAUCAUCAACAACAUUACAUUGGGUUGAUAUGAGUGAUCCACUUUUACCAAAAACUAUUCACUUAACACGACCAAUAUGGGGGAUUCAUGAUCAACAGUUUUAUUGGAUUGAUAAAACAACAAUACUUUUUCUAUCUAAUCGAGGAACAUCUGGUCUUAAUCAAAUUUUUCAAUUAAAUCUUCCUUCUGAUAUAUUAGGAAUCAAUAAUUUUCUUGAACCAAUUCAAAUAACUGAUUAUCCAUUAUCUAUUGAUAAUUUAUUAGUUAAUCGACAAGCUUCUCGUCUUGCAUUUAGUUGUCAAGUCUAUGCUAAUUUAUCAAUUGAAGAAACAGCUGAUCAUCAAGCUAAGGAAAAAACAAGUGGUAGUCUUGUUUAUAAAUUUGAUAAAUUAUUUAUUCGUCAUUGGGAUGAAUAUAUGACAGGUCCACGUCAUCAUCCAUUUGUUGUUUCAAUUCAACGAGAUUCACAUGAAACAUUUCGAUUUCAAUCAUCACCUCAAGAUGUUCUUUUUGGUAUUGAUAGUGAUUCACCAACACGUCCAUUUGGUGAUGCAAAAGCACAAUGGUCAUUUAGUGCUAGUGGGAAUUCAUUUGCUUUUACACGACAAUAUGAUGAAACAAGUGAAGUAGCAUGGUCAACUAAUUUAGAUAUUUUUACAAUUGAUGUUAGUAAACCAAAUAUACCACCAGUAUGUAUUACACGUGACAAUCAUGCUGCUGAUACUGAUCCAAAAUAUUCACCUACUGAUGAACAUAUCUUAAUCUAUCGAGCACAAUCAGUACCUGGUUAUGAAUCAGAUCAAUUUAAAUUGAAAUUAUAUGAUGGUACACAAAUAAAGACAUUACUUGAUGAUUGGGAUCAAAGUAUUCAAGUUACUAAAUGGUCAGAUAAUGGUCAAUCAAUUUUUCUUGAAUUAGGUGAACAAGCACAGCAUCUUAUUUAUCAAGUAUUAAAUGUUUUUACUCCAAAUCCAACAGUUGUUCGUCGAGUAGCAGAUAAUGGAAGUUGGCAUGAUAUUAAUGUAGAUCCAACAGAUGAUCAAACAUUACUUUUAACUUUUGAAAAUUUAAUUGAACCAUUAAAUAUUGUUUUACAAAAGAAUCAAUUAUUAUUUCCAGUAACAACACAUAAUGAUAUGUUAAUCAAUCGAACACAAUGGAGUGAUAGUUAUGAAGCAUUUUCAUUUCAAGGUGCACGAAAUGAAACAGUAUGGGGAUGGCAUGUUCCACCAAUAACUGGCACUAGUCAAAAAGCACCACUUGCCUUUUUAAUUCAUGGUGGUCCACAAAAUAGUUGGUAUAAUACAUGGGGUCGGGGAUGGAGUUUUCAAUCAUUUGCUGCACAAGGUUAUGCUGUUAUUGCUAUUAAUUUUCAUGGUUCUGAUUCAUAUGGACAAAAUUUUACUGAUAGUAUUACCGGUGAAUAUGGUACAUUACCUUAUGAAGAUCUUCAAUUAGGAUUGACUGCUGCUUUAGAACAAUAUCCAUAUAUUAAUGAAAGUCGAGCUAUUGCAUUAGGUGCUAGUUAUGGAGGUUUUAUGAUUAAUUGGAUUGCUGGACAUCCUGAAAUGAGUCAUCGUUUUCGUGCUCUUGUUAAUCAUGAUGGAUUAUUUGAUAUGAGAGAAAUGGCUUAUGCUACGGAAGAAUUAUGGUUUACUGAACAUGAUUCAGGUGGUUUUACUCAAUAUCAAAAUCCUGAAGCUUAUGAAAAAUUUAAUCCAAUUAAUCAUGUUGC